UCAGUGCAGACGCGCGCGUCUCUGUGCGGUCACGACUUCUUGGGGGAGAACUGCAGGUCUUUGAUAAAAACGUAUAGGCGACAGUUUAUUAUUUUACAUCCACAUGGAUAUCAAAAGCAUUCGAUGAGUAGUUUACAACGAGACUAAAAUGACAGUAAACAGUGGGAGUGGAUGAAAUGCGCAUAAAAUCAUGGAAUUUCUGGAAGUGAUAUUUUAAAACAAUCCAAGACCGGCGCUGGAUGUCUCUUAAUUUUGGAUUUGAACAACAAUCCCAGGAUUUAACUCCAGUGACAUUCAAAUCUCAUGAGCUGAUGGAGUAUUUUCAUAAAUCAAUUCAAGUUCGUUUACCGCUCGCUUAACCCAAAAACGCUGUGUUCGAGAGGAACUGAAUUAAAGCGCAUCUCGCCGGUAUGGUGCGCCUGCUGAAUUGCCUGGUCUUGGGGUAUUUGACAUGGAAUCUGCGGAUAUCUGAUGCCCGAGGAGAGUACUGUCACGGCUGGCUAGACGGCAGUGGAAAUUACCACGAGGGCUUUCAGUGUCCGGAGGACUUUGACACGGCGGACGCGACGGUGUGCUGCGGGAGCUGCUCGCUGCGCUACUGCUGCGCGGCCCCCGACGCGCGUCUCGACCAGGGGUCCUGCACAAACGACAGAGAGGUGGACAACAACACGCAAUAUGCUGCCCAGCCCAUCUACGUGCCCUUCCUGAUGGUGGGCUCCAUCUUCGUGGCGUUUGUAGUGGUGGGUUCUCUGGUGGCCGUGUACUGCUGCACUUGCCUGCGACCCAAGCAGCCCACACAGCAGCCCAUCCGCUUCUCACUGCGCAGUCAGGGCGAAACCAUUCCCAUGAUCCUCACCACAGCCCCUCCCAGCCUGCGCACGCCGUCACGCCAGUCCAGCUCGGCCACCACCAGCUCCAGCUCGGCGGGAGGAGGCAGCUCCGUCCGGCGCUUCUCCCUGGGCCGGGGUGACGGGCUGGGACAGUGUUCGCAGCAGCAGCAGCUCCUGAUGGUUUCAUCUUCCACGGCCUCCUCUCCUGUGUCCGUGGCUCCGGCGCAGCCACUAUUGCCUCCACCGCCCUACACCUCCCAGCAGGGCAGUAACUCUCUCCAGAUACAGCUGCACCACCAGACCCGGCAAAGCUCCGGCUUCCUCCUGCCACAACAGUACUUCUUUCCCCUGCCGCAGGAACCGUUCUCCACAAACAAGGGCUUUGCCGACUUCAGCCAGAGCUGACCUGGGGUUCCCUGCUCAAAAAGAAACGGUCACCAAAGAAUGUGUCGUUGUUGUAGACUCGUAUUACAGGGGCUCCCGCACUAGUGUGUCUUUCAGCAAGCUCGAUUGGCACUUGUGAGACGGCUGCUGGAAUUUAAGAGCCACGUGGGCCGCUAAAGCUGGUGAGAUUGUGAACUAUCAAUCUGACAGACACUCAAGUGAUGUAUACAACAUGCAAGCCUAAAUCUACAACUGAUCGUAUCUCAUAUGCACUUUCAGUCUGCUUAUUUGAUGAAAGACGUCAAUUUUUUUUUUAAAAUUCCAGCUGGUCAGUGACACUCCACUGAACAUUUAGCCUCUGUAUUUGAGAUAAUUUGAUGUAUAGAUGGACAGAAUAUUACAUGACAAUCUCAAUCCCAUUUUAGGGGUCCUGCACUCAAAUGGUGCCAUGUAUGAAUGAGGGUUUUAUAGAAAUGAUCUUAUUUUUCCAAUGGGUCAGAGAUUGAAGGUUUAGUUGACAGAUUGAGACAAAAAUUGUUAAUGUUUAAAACAGGCAUUAUUCUUGCUCAUAGACUAUGUCACAUAAGGAACAGGUUAACAUCAUACGAAUGUACAGCUACCUUUGGGAAAAAAACGUUUGGAGAGCAUUCAUUCUUCAAUUUUGUAUAAUUUGUAGCAAUCUGAAAGCCAUUAUUGGCUUAGUUUCAGAUUACAUUGGCAACACAGUUUGUUGUAUUUGAUAUGAGACGUUUUGUAAAUGAUCAGGUGUAUCUAAAUGUACAGAGCAGCUGGAAGCACAUCAUGUGACGAGACGGCCGUCAAAUAAGUAUUACUAUAAUUAUUAUUAUAAGUCUCUAACCAACAGUGUUUUUGAGCUAAAUGAAACCGUCUCAUCACUCUUGAAAGACAGUAAUGCAUCAGAUAUAAUAAGAAUGAAAGAACAUUGAAGAAACUGUAUGACAUCAGGUUCCAUUUUAGAACAGGCUGACUGAGAAUAUGUGACAUUCCAGUUAUCCUGUUACCCAAGAAUGGAAAGCUUGUUUUAACCUAUGGACUAAUUCUUUCUAGGGACACAGCCGUGGAUACAUUUACAUCAAGUGUGGCCAACAUAAAUAAAUGGCUGUUAUUAAAAUAUGGAACAGAUAACAACUCUAUUAAUGUCACUGACCAACAGAACAGUCAGAAUGAUACAUCUAAACUACAGGGGAUGUCAUCUAUUUGACGUAUCUCCACUUUUUCCUGUUUAGAUUGAUAUCGCAUCCUGUUUAAUGCCACACAUGAUGACCAGCUUCAACAUCAUUUGUCUUUCCACAAUGAAAGCAAAAUACUAUACAAUGCAACAAUCACAGAAAAUACUUGAUGCUUAAUAUACAUACACUACUGUUCUGUUUGUGGUAAAAA
Messenger RNA from Sinocyclocheilus grahami, 2615 nucleotides. RefSeq names its product protein shisa-3 homolog. The record is from RefSeq and is a predicted model, not a curated record. The transcript is spliced from 2 exons. Lineage: Eukaryota; Metazoa; Chordata; Actinopteri; Cypriniformes; Cyprinidae. The coding region runs from base 411 to 1235 and encodes 274 amino acids.